Messenger RNA from Octopus bimaculoides (California two-spot octopus), 700 nucleotides. RefSeq names its product coatomer subunit zeta-1. Gene Ontology annotation, biological process: intra-Golgi vesicle-mediated transport; retrograde vesicle-mediated transport, Golgi to endoplasmic reticulum; intracellular protein transport. Gene Ontology annotation, cellular component: COPI vesicle coat. Lineage: Eukaryota; Metazoa; Mollusca; Cephalopoda; Octopoda; Octopodidae. The record is from RefSeq and is a predicted model, not a curated record.
AAAAUAAAAUAUUUAUUUUUUGUAGUAUAUCUUUAAUUUUAAUUACAGUCUAAUCAGGAAAUUGUUUAACCUUAUUUACUGCGUUUCUGCAGCAGAAGUUAAAUUCCACGUAAACAUGGUCGACUCUUCAAUUCUUGAACCCACUUUGCAGACUAUCAAAGCCAUCGUUAUCCUGGAUAAUGAUGGUUGUCGUCUUGUAGCAAAAUAUUAUGAUAAAACUUUCACGACUGUGAAGGAACAGAAAGAUUUUGAAAAGAAUCUCUUCAACAAGACAUACCGAGCAAACGCCGAAAUUAUCAUGCUUGAAGGUUUGACCUGUGUGUAUAAAAGUAAUGUUGACCUCUACUUUUAUGUGAUUGGAAGUUCACAGGAAAACGAGUUAAUACUCGCAAGUGUACUAAAUGCUUUAUACGAUGCUGUGAACCAGAUGUUACGAAAGAAUGUCGAACGGAGAGCUCUCUUAGAAAACCUUGAUGCUGUCUUUUUAGCGAUUGAUGAAAUAUGUGAUGAUGGAAUCAUUUUAGAAGCUGACCCUUCUGCUAUCGUCCAGAGAGUGGCAAUAAAAUCAGAUGACAUUCCAUUAGGAGAACAGACAGUUGCACAGCACCUCACCAAAAAAUUGGAGGUGCAAGAUUUGGAAUUUUGGAAUUGGGGGCUAGUUGAUUUCAGUGAUCCUCAUGUUUAACUAGUACUUCUUUAU